This is a messenger RNA of Closterium sp. NIES-67, 4381 nucleotides long. Lineage: Eukaryota; Viridiplantae; Streptophyta; Zygnematophyceae; Desmidiales; Closteriaceae. The record is from the annotation of a GenBank genome assembly.
CCCGUUCCAAAGCUCCCCACUCCGCCCGCGCCAGCCCCCGUUGCUAUCACCCCGCAGACCGUUCCGCUCGCUGUUAGCACAUUUGCUAGUGGCACAUCCGUUAGUACUAUGGCGGGCGUUUCGUCCGCGCCCCCUUCGGAACCGUCCACGCCCAUCGUGCUCUAUUCGCCCACCGCAUUCGCCGCUCGGCAUCCGUCCUUCCAGCCCUCGUUCAGCUGCUUCCUCACCACCGCCGCUCUUCACUCCUCUUCCUCUUCCUCUAUUUCUUCUUCCUCCCCUUCUUUCACCUCCACCACCUCCUUCUCCUCGUUCUCCGCGCUUUCCGCUCCUGCUGACGCUGCCGAUUCCGACGACGCACCCCUUCUCCCGCUUUCUGCUGCAUCUCGCUCUGCGACCGAAGGCAACGCGCGCGCUGCCCUUCCGCCUCCUCCCCACGCAACCCUUCCGCCUCUGCCUCGCGGUUCCGCGGCCGCUGCUGUUGAACCCUUCCCGCCGACAGCCACGUCAGCACAAUCCGACGUGGCAGAUGCGACUAUAGCAUCGGAUGCUUCAUCUGCGCAUUCCGCCUUCCCUCACUCCUCCGCAAGUCGCGCCGCGUUUGACGGCGGGUUGCUCCUUCUCUGCCUCAUGCAUCACUCCUUAUGGCCUCUGACGAUUUCGCGCAAGAUUCCGAAGCGACGAGAAAGGAAGAGGCAGCGGCGAGCGAGGCAAGCGUGACCACCGCAGCUGGCGCCGCGUCUUCCGCCACAAAUGGCGCCGCAACAGCCGCCGCCAGUGGCGGUAGCUCGUUUCUCGGGAGUCUCUUCUCAUGGACGCGCGCAGAAACGACAACGCCGCCACCCAAACCCGUGUCGCUGCCGCCCACGCUAUCUCUCGCGUCGGCACAGGUAUUCACUGCGCCAGAGUUCCACUCCACGUCAUCUUACUUCACUGCCACGUCAUCAGGCGGCUCCAACCGGUCAAUCGACGGCUACGAUGCGGGAAAGGAGGACAUAUAUGGCUCGCAGAUGAAGGGGGAGGGGAAAGGGGAGGAGAAUGACGGUGAGAACAUUAACGAGGAUGACAAUAACGAGUUCGACGAGCCGCUCUAUCUGCUGGACACCAAGCACGGGGCGCGCCGAGAAGUGGGAGGUGACUAUAGCGAGCGUUCUAUCAACGACCCGAACGGCGCUGCUCUGAGCAGAGCUCUGAGCAAGCUGGCUGAAACGAACGGUGCUCCUCAGAAUGGAGGCUCUGCGGCUACAGCCGCGGCUACAGCAGCUGCUGUUACAGCUGAUUCGCACAGCAAGGCCGAGUCAGCUGCUGCGGAUGCGCCUGCUACAUCCGCGGCUACAUCCGCGGCUACAUCCGCUGCUACAGUUGGCAGUACGGGCAGCCUGAGCUUCACUAGCCGUCUGAGCCAAAUGAUUGGGUUCGGCAGUAGCGGCAGCAGCAGCAGCAGCGGUGGCGGCGGCGGCGGCGGCAGUAGCGGUGGCGGUGGAAAAGGAUACGCGUUAUUGAGUCUGGAUGAUGCUGGGGCUGUGACGUUCGAUGAAGCGAGCCCGUCCUGCUGGGCUCCCACGUCAGCAGCCACGUCAGCCGCCUUAUCUUCCACGUCACGCGGUCAGAGCAGCAGCAGAAUCAGCAGCAACAGCCUUGGCACCACCACCACCGCGACUGGGGCUGGGGCUGCUUCUAUUGCGGUAAUAGGAGGAGGUUUGGGCGGGUUUGAAGCGUCUCAGGGCACGACGGCAGUAGCAGCAGGUUUGGGCGGUUUGGAGGCAGCUAUGGAUGGGGAGGUUCUACUUGCUGCUGCUGCUCCUCCUAAUGGAUUGUCCACUCCAGCUACUCCUGUUCUUGUUGCUGCUACUGCCACAGCUGCUCCUGCUGCUCUUGCCCUUCCUGCUCUUCCUGCGUCUGCUGAUUUUGUUGAUCCAGCUGCUGUUGCUGUUGCUGGUGCUGGUGCUGGUGCUGGUGCCAGUGCUGUUGAUUCGUUGACCACUGAAAACAAGGGUAAGGCGCCCAAGUCGGCGGCUAAAGCAGCGGCUGCGGCGGCCAUUGCUGCCGCUGCUGCAGCUAAGAUCGCAGCCUUGGGGAUUGGAAAGGGGGAGGAGAAGAGUCAGGCUGAAGGGGAGGGGGAGAGAGGCGCGGAAGGAGGUUAUGGGGAAGGGGAAGGGGAAGGGGAGGAAGAGGAGGAAGAGGCGGAAAACGGUGUGGGGAGAGAGGGAGGGCGGAAGGCGUUUUGGGACGAAGGGGAGUAUGGGGGAGAGGAGGAGGGGGAGGAAGAGGUGAAUGAGAUGCUUGAGCUUCAAGAGUGGAUGGAGGCUCAAAUGCUGCGGCAAGCAGCAGGAGGGGCAGGAAGGGAAUCGGCAGCAGCAGGGGCAGGAGGAACAGGAGCAGCAGUGGCAGCAGCAGCAGCAGCAGGGGCACCAGUGAGUGUGUGUGACCCUGAGAUGGAGGCGUGGAUGCUGGCUCUGCCGCCGCUGGUGGUGAUGGCCCGCAGCGAUGAUGAGAGGGACGAGGUGAAUGGAGACGAGGAGAGAGAGUACGAGGGCGGAAGUGGAGGGGCCAGCGACAAUGGGAGUGAGUAUGAGAGCGAGAGAGAGAGUGAUAGGGAGAGUGAUAGGGUGAGUGUGAGUGGAAGUGAGAGGGGAAGCGAGAGUGGAAGUGAGAGGGGAAGUGUGAGUGAUAGGGAAAGUGAGAGUGAGAGGGAGAGUGAGUGUGGCAGUGAGGCUAGGAGCGAAAGUGGGAGUGUGUGUGGGAGCGAGAGUGGGAGUGAGUGUGGGAGCGAUAUUGGGUCAGGGAGUGAGGUAGGAGACGAUGUGAGUGUGAGGAGCGACAGUGAGAGUGAGGGUGAGAGAGAGGAGGGCGAAGGGAGUGAGUGUGGGAGUGAGAGGGAAGUGGACAGCAGCGGUGAAUGCUGCACCGAUGAGGGGAGUGGGAUGGGAGGAGAGGCCCAAUUUGGGGAGAGAAUCAAUGAGGCUGUAGAUGUGGUAGGGAGUGCUGACCUGGCAGAUGAUGCUGACAGUGUUGACGUGGCAGACGGUGCUGUCGUGGCUGAUGAUGCUGAUGUGGCAGACGGGGCUGUCGUGGCUGAUGAUGCUGAUGUGGCAGAAGGUACGGAUGUGGCAGAAGGUGCUGAUGUGGCAGGUGCUGAUGUGGCAGAAGGCCCUGAAGAAGGCGACGGACUGACAGUGGCUGUCAGCUGUGGAGCAGGGGGAGAGGAGGGAAAUGAGGAGAAGCAGGGAAUGCAGGCAAGUGGAGAGGAAGGGGAGGAGAGAGAGGAGCGAGACGAGGCCAGAGAGACAGUGGAUGGUGCAGAGAUGGUGGGAGAGGAGAGGGAAGAGAGUGUGGAGGAGAGCGCAGAAGAAGAGAGGGAGGAAGAAGUGGAGCGAGUGGAGCAAGAGGAGGAAGAGGAGGAAGGAGUGAUUUACGAGUAUGGUGAGGAGGGAGGUGAGGGUGAGGAUGUAGAAGAUGGUUCGGAUAGUGGGUCCCACAUAAUGAGACCAUCGGAGGAAAACGAGGAAUGCAAUAACGAGGAUGAGGGGGGUGAGGAGGGGAGUGUGGAAGGUGAUGAUGGGGGAGGUGAGGAAGAGAGUGAGGGAGAGGAGGAGGUGGGUGGAGAGGAGGGUGAGCAGGAGGAAGAGAAGGAAGAGGAAGAGGGAGAGGUGAAGGAAGAAGGAACUGCAAGUGGCAAGACAGUGGCUGAAGAGUCUGGGUUUAGGGAGGAGGAAGUGGCAGAGGAGGGUGACAUGGAGGAGGAAGAAGAGGGCUCAGAGGAUGGGGAGUGGGAGGAAGUGGGGUCAGAGGAAGGGUCAUGGGAAGGGUCAGAUGAACUUUCAGGGGAUCUCUCAGAGGAAGGCUCACUUGAAACGGCCAGCUCAGGGACAGCAGGGGAGGAACUCAGUGCCGCUGGUGCCCCAAUCAAUGCCCCUUGCCAGCAGCACAAGGUGGGGAGGCGAAGGCGGAAGAAGGUCCCCAAGGCAGGGGUGUCGUUUGGGAAGUUCAUCCCCCCAGAGCUGAGCGAGCUGGAGUCCCAUGAGAUGGAGCAGGAGAAAGAGGAGGGGGAGGGGCGCAAGGAGGGAGAGCAGUAGCAGCGGGUAGAGCACAUGGCGUGAAUUCAUUCCACCAGAGGUGAGUGAGCUGGAGUCACACGAGCUGGAGCAGGAGAAAGAGGAGGGGAAGGGAGCAAGUACGGCGAGCAGCAGCAUAAGGGAGAGCACAUGGCAUGAAUUUAUCCCCCUUGAGCUGAGUGAGCUGGAGUCUCAUGAGACCUGUAGCUGGGUGCAAAGCUGUGUAGCCUAGAAGAGCUCAUUGUUUUUGUUUGCUUGCAUGUUUAGUAUAGAGUUGCCAAUCUUUUUCUUAUUUUCAAUAGCUUGUUUAAAAAAAUGUCUGUUGUCAC